Molecule: messenger RNA, 2638 nt
Organism: Prunus avium (sweet cherry)
Lineage: Eukaryota; Viridiplantae; Streptophyta; Magnoliopsida; Rosales; Rosaceae
Product: subtilisin-like protease SBT3.6
Biological process (GO): proteolysis
Molecular function (GO): serine-type endopeptidase activity
Source: RefSeq, a predicted model, not a curated record
CUUUCGACAUCCCAAAUGAGGAGACUUUCAGUCAACCCUCUUGGCCUUGAAUAUGCUUUCCCACGAUGACCACAAGAAAACCAAUAUCACUUUCAUCUCACCUAUCAGUGCCCACCAACAACUAACAACAACCCAACAAUUUAUUAAGUCAAGAGGUGUUUUUGGCUUUGCCAUUUUCAGGCCUCACUCACAAUCGCAUGGCUUCUUCUUCUGGGAUUAUUGCCACCCUUUUUCUUGUUCUUGCUCUACACAGUUCUUGGGUCCUUCUCUCUUUUGCUUCCCGAAAUGUUUACAUUGUUUAUAUGGGAGAAAGACAGCAUGAAGAACCUGACCUGGUUUCUGAGUCUCACCAUGAGAUUCUGUCAAAUGUGUUUGGAAGCAAAGAAGCCGCGAAGCAAUCAAUUCUGUACAGCUACAAGCAUGGAUUUUCAGGGUUCGCUGCUGUCCUAACUCAAUCUCAAGCCAAGCUUAUUGCAGAUAUCCCUGGCGUUGUUCAUGUCAUCCCAAACAGAGUUCUUAAUUUGCAUACGACUAGAAGUUGGAAUUUUCUGCAAGUAAACUCUCAUAUUAGCAAUGGAAUUCUUUCAAGGAGUCAAUCGGGCGCUGGGUCUAUUAUUGGAAUCAUGGACACUGGAAUUUGGCCCGAGUCUGUAAGCUUCAGAGAUGAUGGUAUGGGAGACGUCCCAUCUCGUUGGAGAGGAAUAUGUCAAGAAGGAGAAAAGUUUAAUCGCUCCCACUGUAACAGGAAAAUAAUUGGUGCACGGUGGUAUAUUAAAGGAUAUGAAGCUGAAUUCGGAAAUCUAAAUACAAGUGAUGGAUUUGAAUUUCGGUCUCCCCGAGAUGCUGGAGGACAUGGUACUCAUACAGCAUCUACUGCAGCUGGUGCUUCAAUAGAAAAUGCAAGCUUUAUGGGAUUAGCUGCAGGAUUGGCAAGAGGAGGUGCUCCAUCAGCUAGGUUAGCUGUUUACAAAGUUUGUUGGGCUACUGGCGGCUGCAGCUCAGCAGACCUACUAGCUGCAUUUGAUGAUGCAAUCUUUGAUGGUGUAGAUGUGCUGUCGGCAUCUCUUGGUUCUCCACCUCCACUUCCUUCUUAUGUUGAGGAUGUUGUGUCCAUUGGUUCUUUCCAUGCUGUAGCUAAAGGAAUCUCUGUUAUAUGCUCUGCUGGAAAUUCUGGUUCAUACCCUCAAACUGUCAUAAAUUCUGCUCCCUGGAUUUUCACUGUUGCAGCGAGCACUAUUGAUCGGGCUUUUCCUACUGUGAUUACCCUGGGAAACAAUCAAACUGUUGUGGGUCAGGCUUUGUAUACAGGGAUGGAUACGAACAAGUUCUAUCCUCUUGUGUAUGGAGGAGACAUUGCCUCUAUUGACGCAGAUGAAGGCAGUGCCGGGAACUGUGACUCAGGAACUCUAAAUGAUACUUUAGCAAGUGGAAAGGUGAUUCUUUGUUUCCAAUCUCGAACACAGAGGUUAGCUAUUACUGCAAUCAGAACAGUGAUGAAGGUUAGGGGUGCUGGUCUCAUUUUUGCUCAGUUUCCUAGCAAGGAUGUUUCUUUGACCUCAGGUAGUCUACCAUGUGUCCAAGUUGACUUUGCAAUUGGCACAUAUCUGCUAACUUACAUGGGAGCAACCAGAAAUCCCGUAGUCAAGUUCAAUCCAACGAAAACACAAGUGGGACAACAAAUAUCUCCAGAAGUGGCAUUCUUCUCUUCCCGAGGACCCAAUUCUCUCUCUCCUUCCAUAUUGAAGCCUGAUAUUACUGCUCCUGGUGUUAAUAUUUUAGCAUCCUGGUCUCCUGCUCGUUCCCUAUCCCAAUCUCCAGAUACCUUCCAAAUUGAAUCAGGAACUUCCAUGUCUUGUCCCCACAUAUCUGGUAUUGUUGCUCUGCUUAAAGCUAUCUAUCCAACAUGGAGUCCUGCUGCAAUAAAAUCUGCCCUGGUUACAACAGCUUCUCUAGACGAUGAAUAUGCUCAAAGCAUUGUGGCUGAGGGAGCUCCUCACAAGCAGGCUGAUCCAUUUGAUUAUGGUGGCGGUCAUGUAGAUCCUAACAAAGCCAUAUCCCCAGGUCUCAUAUAUGAUAUAGAAUCCUCGGAUUACAUCCAUUUUCUUUGCUCCAUGGGCUAUAACAACACAGCCAUCAGCUUAGUGGCUGGGACUAAAAUCACAUGCCAAAAAUCGACCAAAUUCAUUGUAAAUCUUAACCUGCCUUCCAUCACCAUUCACGAGCUGAAGCAGAGUAUGACAAUAUCAAGAAGGGUCACAAAUGUCGGUCCGGUUAAUUCUGUCUACUUUGCUCGUGUUCAAGCACCAGCCGGUGUGUCUGUGAAAGUUAAGCCAUCAGUUUUGUCAUUCAAUUCUACUGUAAAGAAGCUGGAGUUCAAAGUUAUCUUUUGUUCCCUACUAAGAGUUCAAGGAAGAUUCUCUUUCGGAAAUCUGUUCUGGGAAGAUGGUUUGCAUGUAGUGAGAAUACCACUCGUAGUUCGAACUGUCCUUGAUGAUCUUUAUGCAGUCACAUGAUGAAUUUCCAUUUUAGUUUAAAUAUGUGAUCUAGACCAUGCAUAAUUGUAAUUUUAAAUGUAUCCCUAUGAAUCAAUGGUUUAUGGUUGUAACUUAUGUAUCGCCUGUUGCUGCAUUCCUCUAAA